Formica exsecta is the source of this 1114-nucleotide messenger RNA. It is a transcript of the gene Tctp, whose product is annotated as translationally-controlled tumor protein homolog. The coding region runs from base 124 to 642 and encodes 172 amino acids. Gene Ontology annotation, molecular function: calcium ion binding. Gene Ontology annotation, cellular component: cytoplasm. The record is from RefSeq and is a predicted model, not a curated record. The transcript is spliced from 5 exons. Lineage: Eukaryota; Metazoa; Arthropoda; Insecta; Hymenoptera; Formicidae.
GUUGGCACACACAUUCUGAGUUCUGAGACGUUCGCUGAAUCUCCUUCUUUUCCGGUACGCUUUGUUGGGUGACCGUGUCUUAUUUAGUUUUAGCUGUAAUUAUAUCUUUCUCCAUCUUCCACAAUGAGGAUUUACAAGGAUCUUUUCACCGGAGAUGAAAUGUUCUCCGACACUUAUAAAAUGAAGCUAGUGGAUGAUGUGCUGUAUGAAGUAUAUGGCAAAUUGAUCUCUCGUAAAUCAGGUGAAGUUAAUAUUGCCGGUUUUAAUCCCUCUGCGGAGGAGGCCGAUGAAGGCACCGAUGAGAUGGUAGAGUCUGGUGUUGAUAUUGUGUUGAAUCACCGACUUCAAGAAACAUUUGCCUUUGGAGAUAAAAAAUCUUACACCUUGUAUCUCAAGGAUUACAUGAAGAAGCUAGUAGCAAGGCUAGAAGAGGAAUCACCUGAUCAAGUAGAAGUUUUUAAAACCAAUAUGAACAAAGUUAUGAAAGAUAUUUUAGGUCGUUUCAAGGAGUUGCAAUUUUUCACCGGUGUUUCAAUGGACAUUGACGGCAUCGUGGGCCUCAUGGAGUACCGUGAGAUCGACGGCGAGUCUGUGCCUGUACUCAUGUUCUUCAAGCAUGGUCUUGAAGAAGAAAAGUUCUAAGUAAUUCUUAGAUAUUUAAUAAAAUGUGGACAAAUUUUAUAAACUGGAAUCAAGACUGCACACAUGCUAAAAAGCUGUGAAAUUUAGUUAAAAAUAUAAGACAGUUUAAUACUUCCAAUCUUGGUUUACAGUGCAAUUAAUUAAACACUACAUGAAUAAAAUCUUCGAUAUAUAAUGACAAUUCCUUAAUAAAUAGUUGUAAAUACUCUGUAACAAGAAAAGAGAUGACAACACCAGGAAUCUUCGUAAAAAUGUUUCCCAGAAGGUGUUACAUUUGUCCAAUUUAUAUUAGAUGAUUUAAUUUAUAUAAAAAAAUAUAUAUAUAUGGAAGAUGGGGAAAGAACUUGCAGCGAUAGACUUACAUCACUGAUGUAAUGUUUACAAUUAUUGUGUUAAUGUCAGUAAUGAUUAACAAUUUCUGAAACAUAUUCGACACAUAAAUGUCCAUCAUAAAUAAAAAAUUUUUCCAUAA